AUGCCAAAGUAUGCGAAUACAAUCAAUACGUUUAAGACUGAAAGUGAAAAAUAUACAAAUGAAAUAUUAUUAGAAAAUUUUGGUCUAUUACGUCGAAUGUAUUCAAAUUAUUUAACAACUGAAACGUAUGAACGUUGGGGUUGGUCAUGGACCUACAUACUCCAUCCACAUUAUCAACAAACAACAUUUCGUAUUGUUGUGCAAUUUAAUAAUUGCCCAUUGCCUCCAGGACAUUUACUUGCAUUCAAAGCUGUUCUCUGGGGAAGAAAUUCUGUCACAAAAUCAAGUGAUUGUAUAUGUCUGAAAGAACAUUUAUGGUUAACAUCAAAUAUGAAUGUAUUAGAUAUUUGUUCAAUUCAAGAUUUGAAUCAAUUUAUCAACAAAGAUACAUUACGAAUUAUUAUUAUUGUUCGACAUGAUUGGUUACUUAAGAAAUUGAAUAAUGAACAACAAACAUUGACAACUCUUUUACCUCUUACACCAUUCAAAGAUUAUGAUUGUGAUACAAAAUUACUCUCUGAUAUGAAAUCUAUUCUUGAACAAUCGAAUACAUUAUCAGACAUUCAAAUUAAAAUUAAUUCGACCGUAUACAAUUGUCAUCGUUGUAUACUUGCUGCGCGUUCACCAUAUUUUCAGACAUUAUUUAAUGGAAAUUUUCAAGAAUCAUUAUCAUCUCAAAUUGAUUUGUCUAAUUUUAUUAAUGAAACCGAUUUUGAACUAUUACGUGCUUAUUUGUAUAAAGCUCAAGUAAAUAUUAACGAUGAAAAUUGUUUACAAUAUUUUCAUUUAGCUGAUAAAUUUUUAUUAGAUGAUCUAUUAAAAAAAUGUGAAUUAUUUCUUUUGGAUGAACAAACAGAUCGAAUUACAGAAAAAAAUGUAUUCGAUAUUUUAGAUUUAUGUUCAAAUAUUAAAAUGGAUGAAUCAUAUUCACAUUUAAUUAAACAAAAAUGUUUUAAUUUAUUAAAACAAAAUAAACAUUUGAUUAAUGAUCAAUGUCAAGAAGUAUUGAGAAAAAAUUCACAAUUAACAACAGAUUUACUUAAAUAUCUAAUUUAA
Molecule: messenger RNA, 1056 nt
Organism: Didymodactylos carnosus
Lineage: Eukaryota; Metazoa; Rotifera; Eurotatoria; Philodinida; Philodinidae
Source: the annotation of a GenBank genome assembly